This is a messenger RNA of Eurypyga helias (sunbittern), 1190 nucleotides long. It is a transcript of the gene WDR89, whose product is annotated as WD repeat domain 89. Lineage: Eukaryota; Metazoa; Chordata; Aves; Eurypygiformes; Eurypygidae. The transcript has a single exon. Bases 21 to 1190 code for a protein of 389 amino acids. The record is from RefSeq and is a predicted model, not a curated record. Gene Ontology annotation, molecular function: protein binding.
UUGUAGGAACAGCAUUUGAGAUGAGUGCAGUGGAGAAGAUUGAGGAGCAGCUUGCUAGUCUGCGCAUAGCAAAACGUUCCAUGCCAAGCGAGGAACCUGCUUACUUACUGGAUAUAGAUGUUUCCAGAUCUGCUCGGUCUGAAAGCAGUCGCUUCGUGGCAGUUUCGUGUUCCAGUAAGUCAAUUAGGGUGUAUAACAGGGAAACAUUAAACUUCCUGCGGGAGUACAGUAGCCAUCCUGGGACACUUAAUGGAGUCAGAUUUGCACACGCGUGUGACAGCGUAGUGUUUUCAGCGUGCAGUGAUGGUACAGUGAAAUGUUGGGAUGUUCGCUCAGCAACUCAGAGAGCUGUGCAGGUAUUUAGUGGCUAUCCUUCCAACGUCUUCAUCAGUUUUGAUAUCAACUCUAGUGACCUCAUAAUUUGUGCUGGAACAGAAAAAGUUGAUAAGGACACAUUUCUGGUGUUUUGGGAUGCAAGAGGCAUUACAAACUGUGCCAGCACAACUAAAGAACCCUUGGGAGUCUAUUCUGAAAGUCACAAUGACGAUGUCACUAAAAUUUGUUUUCAUCCUAUCGAACCCAAUUUGGUAGCAUCUGGGUCAACUGAUGGGCUGGUGAAUGUGUUUGACAUCAACAAGGAUAACGAAGAUGAUGCUUUGAUAUCAACUUGCAAUUCAGAUUCAUCAGUAAGUUUUAUUGGCUGGUCUGGGAAAGAUUAUGAACAGGUCUACUGCAUGACACACGAUGAGGGAUUUUGUUGGUGGGACAUUGCUCAGUUGGAGACGGAAGAACCAAUAACGCUGUCACAUGUUGUGGAUGUCAGAGACGCAGUCUGCGUUGCAAACGACACCUUACGUUACCUGGUAGGUGGCUUCUAUCACGAAAAAGCAGACAAGCUCUUUCUGAUUGGGGGAACGUCCACAGGAAACAUCCACCUCAUGAGCUGUGGCACCAGUGGGCUGAGCCUGGUGGGUACCCUUUGCGGGGGACACUCCGCUGCUGUUCGUUCCUUCUGCUGGAACCUGACAGACCAGUCUCUGUUGACGGGUGGAGAGGAUGCUCAGCUGUUGCUAUGGAAACCCGGAGCUGUGGAAAGGUCCCUUGCAAAGAAAGCGUCUAUGAAGAUUGCUUCUUCCGUGCAGAAGAGAGUAAGAGUUCACGACAGCUCCCUCAAAAGCAGGAAGAAGUAA